AUGGAUAGAGACAGAAAUUAUGGCGGAAGAGGUGGUAGCGGUCAACGCUAUGGCGGAGGUAGCAGGGUUCGGAAACCUUUUCCUGAAGAGCCUCCUUAUACAGCUUAUGUUGGUAAUUUGCCCUUUAAUUGUGUUCAAAGAGACCUAGAGCAAAUUUUCAAGCACUUAGAUGUGGUUAGUGUACGUUUGGUCCGUGAUAGAGAAACCGACAAAUUCCGAGGCUUUUGUUAUGUAGAAUUUUCAUCACCUGAAGGAUUGAAAGAAGCUCUUGAGUACAAUGGAUCGGAAUUUGAAAAUAGAAAUAUAAAAGUUGAUAUCGCUGGUGGUAAAAGAAACGAUCGUGGUGGCGGCAAUGGAGAUCGCGAGCGCGGUGAUCGCGGUGAUCGCGGUGAUCGUGGUGAUGGCGAAGGACAAUAUGGUAGAAGAGAUGGUGGUCGAUACCGUGAUAAUUCAUAUGGUGGCGGACGCGGAGGUCCGCGCCGCGGUGGAUAUCAGAAUUAUCGAGGUCGAGGCCGUGGCGGCAGCAGCAGCAGCAGCAGUAGGCCACCACCGGAAGAAUUUCGUGAACCUUCCCCUGAAACUGCUUCUCGUCGACCUAAGUUGAACCUGCAACCGAGAUCGGUAGGUGCGCCAGCUUUAUCUGUUGCUUCAGAUACCAGGAACUUAUUUGGAGGAGCACGGCCACGAAGCUGGAAAGAUGGCAAUGAAGCAGGAGACGAUUAA
Trichoplax adhaerens is the source of this 723-nucleotide messenger RNA. RefSeq lists its product as uncharacterized. The coding region runs from base 1 to 723 and encodes 240 amino acids. The transcript is spliced from 8 exons. Gene Ontology annotation, molecular function: RNA binding. The record is from RefSeq and is a predicted model, not a curated record. Lineage: Eukaryota; Metazoa; Placozoa; Uniplacotomia; Trichoplacea; Trichoplacidae.